Naegleria lovaniensis is the source of this 1587-nucleotide messenger RNA. RefSeq lists its product as uncharacterized. NCBI's taxonomy places the organism in Eukaryota, Heterolobosea, Eutetramitea, Acrasida, Naegleriidae. The record is from RefSeq and is a predicted model, not a curated record. Bases 1 to 1587 code for a protein of 528 amino acids. The transcript has a single exon.
AUGUCACAACCAAAUGAUUAUUGUUCACUCCGACCGAGUGUCACCACUCCAUUCCAUUCUUCUCAAAUUUAUGAUGUCUACAACAACAACAACAACAACUCUAUUCACAACAACAAGUCUAUGAAUUCAUUAUUAUUGCCCAACUGUCAAACAAGUUCAACCCAACAAUCCAUCAAAGAAGAAUGGAAUGAUACAACAAGGAAAAUUAACAAAACAAGUCGGAGAAGAACAACAAUACUUUCAUUCCUUUUUUCAACUCAAUUACAUCUUGUUGUCACUCUUUCUUUCAAUAUUUAUUGUCUUUUCAAUUUGAUACUUACCAAUCCUUGUACAUUUCAUUCCAAUCUAGAUUUAAAUUCCAUCAUUCCUUUCUAUAUCAAUAAUAACCAUAACAACAAACAUAACAACCAUAUUAAUAAUAACCAUAGCUAUAACCAUAACUAUAACCAUAACAAUCACAACCAUCAUUUAUAUUCUCUUCAUUUAUUCUCACCCUCAUUCUUUGUUUAUUGUCAAGACAUGAUUGAUGAAGAUAGUGCCACUCUUUUAAAAUCUCAAUGUAAAUCUCAUCAAUCCUCCAUUAAUGAUUUCUAUACGUGUGUCUCAAUGGGUGAUUGUUUACUCUCCACUCAAACCUAUCCCAUGAAAUGUACCACCAUUAGUGAAUUACCAAAAAUAUUUACAGAACCAUUACCACAUACCUUGUUAUUGAAUCGAAAGGAUACCAAUGAAGAAAAUAUUCAAAAAGAUUCAUCAGAACAACAACAACCACAAAAAUGUAAAUAUGAUUCAGAUUGUAUGAUUGUAUAUCAUGAAAAAUUUAGAUGGAAUUGUUGUUAUGAACAAUACUGUGAAGCCUUACAAUCGAUUGGAAUGUAUAAGGAAUCUACAACGACGAGUCAUGAUCCAAAUAUGAAUGGAAAUUCGAAAGGAUCAUUAUCAUACAACAUUCCAUAUAAUCCCAAUGAUUUUUCAAGUGUGAAUAAGGAAUGGUAUUCUUCAAAACAAUUUGAAAUUUGUAAACAUGCCAUUUAUUCCUGUGAUGGUAAAAAUAGUAUUUAUACCAUGGAUAGAAAUAAGAAUGUUGCAAGUAGUAGUAAUAGUGCUAAUAGUAAUAGUAGAAGCAAUAGUAAUAGCAAUAGCAAUAAUAGAGAUUCCUCCAAUCCAUCUUUAUCAUCAUCUCAUUCAACGAUUCUCUCUCGUAACAAACAAUGUUAUCAAACCUAUCUCAAUUUAUUUGGAUCUCAUUCCAUAUUUAUUUAUGGUGAAAAUAUCAAAUUGAAACCAUAUUGCAAUACAUUGAAACAUGAAUGUGCAUUUUAUAAUACCAUUUCCACCAAUGUUGCAACUGGAAUGUACAAUAAUUUAUUUCAUAUGAUUUAUUCCAUGAAAUCUCUUUUAUUGGUGAUGGUCAUGACAUUGACAUUAUUGAUUGCGAGUUUUUUGAUUUUGAAAUCAGAAUGGAUUGGAUUGAAUUUGUGGUGGUGUUGUUAUCAUCAAGGAAGGAAUGAAGAAGAGAUUCAAAAUUUGAGUAUGAAAGACUACAAGUACACACAAUUAAAAGUCAAAGUGUUAUUUUUCGAAUGA